AUGUAAAAAUAAAUAGAAGAUCUGAGUUUCUCCUCAAGAAGAGUCCACAACACAGAAGCAAAGCUGAAAUCAAUUUCUUUGGUGCAAUUAAUCUCACAGCUCCCAUUUUUUAAAUAUACAUGA
This is a messenger RNA of Paramecium octaurelia, 123 nucleotides long. The record is from the annotation of a GenBank genome assembly. NCBI's taxonomy places the organism in Eukaryota, Ciliophora, Oligohymenophorea, Peniculida, Parameciidae.